Messenger RNA from Eruca vesicaria subsp. sativa (arugula), 1143 nucleotides. The record is from the annotation of a GenBank genome assembly. NCBI's taxonomy places the organism in Eukaryota, Viridiplantae, Streptophyta, Magnoliopsida, Brassicales, Brassicaceae.
AUGAAGCUUGAGAAAGCAAGGCCAUUCAUGGCCAUUGUUUUCAUUCAGUUUUUGUAUGCAUUAAUGUCUAUAGUAGCAAAACUUGCUUUGAACCAAGGUAUGAGCCCUCACGUCUUAGUUGCGUACCGUAUGGCAGUUGCUGCUGCUCUCAUUACUCCUUUCGCCCUCGUUCUUGAGAGGAACUCAAGACCAAGGCUCACUUUCAAAAUCUUGUUUCAAAUAUCAAUCCUGAGUUUAUUUGAGCCUGUGGUCGAGCAAAAUCUGUACUACUCUGGGAUGAAACUUACUACUGCAACAUUCACAUCAGCUUUGUGCAAUACACUUCCUGCAAUAACAUUUAUAAUGGCCUGCAUUUUCAAGCUCGAGAAAGUGAAUAUCAAAAGGCGUCACAGCCAGGCAAAGGUGGUGGGAACCAUGGUGGCUAUUGGUGGAGCAAUGCUCAUGACAUUCGUGAAAGGGAAUGUCAUUGAGUUGCCUUGGACAAGCAAGUCAAGGGGCUAUCAUGGGCAGUCACAUGUUAUGAAUACUCCAAAGCAGGAUGAUAUAGGAAAAGGAUCAAUUAUGCUUGUCGCAAGCUGCUUCAGUUGGUCAUGUUACAUCAUUUUACAGGCAAACAUUCUGAAUUCAUAUCAAGCUGAACUCUCGCUAACAGCACUAAUGUGCUGUAUGGGGAUGCUAGAGGCUACGGUUAUGGCAUUGAUAUUGGAAAGGAACAACAUGUCUGUCUGGAAAAUCCACCCAGACAUGGGGCUGUUAGCUUCGAUAUAUGGGGGACUUGUUUCAGGGGUAGCAUACUAUAUUAUCGGAUGGGCAUCAAAAGAGAGAGGGCCUGUGUUUGUCAGUGCAUUUAACCCGCUCAGCAUGGUUAUCGUUGCUGUCCUCAGCUCCUUCGUUUUCUUGGAAAAGAUGCACCUAGGAAGGGUUGUUGGAUCAGUUGUCAUUGUCAUUGGGAUAUAUCUGGUACUAUGGGGUAAAAGCAAGGACAAGGUAGGACAUCUUCUACCAAAAGCUGGAUGUGCAGGGACUGUGGUAAUAGUUGAAGAACAGAUGGUUCUAACGCCUGAUAAUAACCAAGUAUUACCCAAAAGUGACCAGUUAAUGAUCAUCCCAAAGGCCCCAACUCAGUCUCAAGAGUUGGUCUGA